Echinops telfairi (small Madagascar hedgehog) is the source of this 768-nucleotide messenger RNA. RefSeq names its product histone-lysine N-methyltransferase SETMAR. Gene Ontology annotation, cellular component: nucleus. The record is from RefSeq and is a predicted model, not a curated record. NCBI's taxonomy places the organism in Eukaryota, Metazoa, Chordata, Mammalia, Afrosoricida, Tenrecidae. Gene Ontology annotation, molecular function: histone H3K9 methyltransferase activity; zinc ion binding; protein binding. The transcript has a single exon. The annotation marks the transcript as partial.
AUGAAACAUUUAUGUAUAUAUUUCUGUGUGAAAUGCCUGGCGUGCCAUGCUGGCUUACUCUAUUUUCAUUUUUUGCAGUAUACUCCUGAUCAUGUCAUUGGACCUGGAACUGACAUUGAUCCUCCUGAGAUAACGUUUCCUGGAUGCACUUGCCUUAAAGUCCCUUGCCUCCCUGGUACUUGCUCCUGUCUCCGUCAUGAGGAGAACUACAAUGACGAUUCAUGCCUCCGAGAGAUAGGGUCAGCAGGAAAGUAUGCCCAGCCAGUUUUCGAAUGCAAUGCCCUGUGCCCGUGCAGUGACCACUGCAAAAACAGAGUGGUCCAGAGGGGCCUGCAGUUUCACCUUCAGGUGUUCAAGACGGAUAAAAAAGGCUGGGGACUUCGUACCAAGGAAUUUAUACCCAAAGGAAGGUUUGUCUGUGAAUAUGCUGGUGAGGUUUUAGGGUUCCCUGAAGUGCAGAGAGGAAUCCAGUUACAAACAGUAUAUGAUUCAAACUACAUUAUUGCCAUCAGGGAGCAUGUGUGUAAUGGACAAGUCAUGGAAACAUUUAUUGAUCCUACCCAGGUUGGAAAUAUUGGAAGAUACCUUAACCAUUCUUGUGAGCCAAAUCUGUUCAUGAUUCCUGUCAGAAUUAACUCCAUGGUACCUAAGUUGGCCCUCUUUGCAGCCAAAGACAUUUUUCCAGAAGAAGAACUCUCUUAUGAUUAUUCAGGAAGAUUUCUUAAUCUGAUGGACAGUGAAGAUGGAGAGAGGCUAGAUAAAGGAAAA